Molecule: messenger RNA, 1333 nt
Organism: Eriocheir sinensis (Chinese mitten crab)
Lineage: Eukaryota; Metazoa; Arthropoda; Malacostraca; Decapoda; Varunidae
Exons: 2
Coding region: 1-417 (138 amino acids)
Source: RefSeq, a predicted model, not a curated record
AUGCCCAGAAUUAUCCAAGGAAACAUACCCUACACUGGAGGCAACAUGUCCUACACUGAAGGGAACAUUCCCUACACUGGAGGCAACAUUCCCUACACUGGAGGCAACAUGUCCCACACUGAAGGGAACAUGACCUUCACUGAAGGGGGGGACUUGCCCAACAUUGAAGGGAACCUGCCCUUCACUGAAUGGAACAUUCCUUACAUUGAAGGGAACAUGCCCUUCACUAAGGGGAACAUGCCCUAUAUCAUAGGGAACAUACCCUACACUGAAGGGAACAUUUACUACAUUGAAGGGAACAUACCCUACAUUAAAGGAAACAUGUCCUACACUGAAGGGAACAUUCCCUACAUUGAAGGGAACAUGCCCUACCCUGAAGGGAACAGUACACAAUACAAUGGCAUUCUACACAUCUGAGCUUCAUUUAAACAUCAGAAUUAACUUAAUUCAAUAAUACAAAGAAGUCUGCUGCAUCAUAAAUUGAUGAGACUCGUUGCUGCAGUACCCAAGAUCCGUGUCAAGUCGAGAAAAAUCUCUAGAUGUAGCCAUACUGCAUUCCAUCCUCAGAGACUGAAAGACCAGGUAUGUGCUCAUGAGUAUGCAGUGACAGUCCCCAAUCGGAUCAAUGUGCUUAGCACCCUUGAGGACCUUGUAGAAUUGUGGGAUACCUUUUAAACAUGAUACUUCAAGCUGCAAAGGAGUUCACUGGAGAGUGUCUGAGAUCAAUUAGUGGUUGAUGCCUUAGGUAAUAAGUGCCAAUACAGAAUUAUAGGAUAUUGCUGGAAUGAUUCUGUGUCAAAUCAGCAAUUACUUCAUGAGACAGAUUUGAGACUUAUUACCUGCAUAGUCUGUGAAUGUCAGCUCCAGGUAUAUGGGCAUGUGGCACACUACCCAGAAGCCAACCAAGUUCACCAGGUUGUUGCUGUCAAAGACAAUUCUGAGUGGAGAAGGCCAAGGGGACACUCACAGAGUUAGUGGCUUGAGCAGGUUGACAGAUUCUGCCAUGAGGUACUGAGGAUGAGAAGGGGGCCUGCAUAGAGACUUGACUUGCCAGGAGGAACCCCCAGGCUUGGCAUUGUAAGGUGGGCAUAGCGAUGUGCCCCCCUGGCGUAUGUCCCCAUUGAUUUAGUGAUUCGUUGCAUCAGAAGUGAGGCUAAGAAUACAAUUAAUUAGAAGCAUAAGACUUUGAGUGUUUACCAGCUUGACAGAACAAGGAACAAGUCUCAAGGUUAAGAAACAACUAUCUGCUUUUUCCUUAAGGGCAGAAUUGCUUAGUAACAAUGUAUUCUCACUUCUCCACCUUUCCCACAAAGGUGACUAUCAAUUAUUAAUU